AAAACGUCACAGAUGGAACGUAUCGCGCUUGAUAACCCAAUGGUCAGUUCUACAUUAGUGUUUGAAUCAGCUCCACGCGAGUGUUUCUUAACGAACUGGUAGUUGAAAAAUAGUUAUAAAAGAGAUUUGUUUAACACAAUAAGUGGAUCAGGUGAUCUAAAUCUACAAUGCCCAACAACACAGGUCACAAAGGAACAUUCAGUACAUUAAUCUUUUUUGUCAAUGGAAAGGAGGUCGUAGAUGACAAGGUCGACCCAGAAUGGACAUUAUUAUGGUACUUGAGAAAUAAACUACACCUAACUGGAACGAAAUUGGGCUGCGCGGAAGGUGGUUGCGGCGCUUGCACAGUAAUGAUCUCAAAGCUAGAUCGUCAGACAGGGAUUAUUACACACUUGGCAGCGAAUGCAUGUUUAACACCAGUCUGUGCUGUGUACGGUUUAGCGGUGACCACAGUGGAGGGCAUCGGUAGCGUUAAAACAAAGCUUCAUCCUGUACAGGAACGCAUAGCAAAAGCUCAUGGCUCGCAAUGUGGCUUUUGUACUCCUGGAAUUGUCAUGUCCAUGUACGCGUUGCUGCGAAACACCCCGAAACCCACUAUGAAGGAUCUUGAAAUUGCAUUUCAAGGAAACUUAUGCAGGUGCACCGGAUAUCGUCCGAUCAUAGAAGCCUACAAAACGUUUACUGAAGAAUGGGAACAGAUGCAAUUAAUGUCGAAUCACCAAGAGAAAUCCACGUCGAACGGAGUCUGUCCAAUGGGCGAGAAUUGUUGCAAAAGAAUACCUAUAGCAGAACCAACCGAGGUUUUCGAUACGAAAGAAUUCCGUCCGCACGAUCCGUCGCAAGAAAUUAUAUUUCCGCCCAAAUUACGCAUCUCAUCGCAUAUAGACGAGGAAUAUUUAGUUAUAAGAGGAAAAUCUGUCACUUGGUACAGACCUAGAACGCUUUCUGAGUUACUUGAAUUGAAGAGUGAACAUCCAAAUGCAAAAAUUAUCGUAGGGAACACUGAAAUAGGUGUUGAGGUCAAGUUCAAACAUUUGUCCUAUCCAGUUCUUAUACACCCCAUUAUGAUCGACGAAAUGCGAUCGAUCGAAGAACACAAAGGAAUGUUGCGCGUGGGCGCGAGCACGACGCUUGUUGAAAUGGAAAAAGCAUUAAAACAACAAAUUAGCGAAAAAUCUGAACACGAAACAAGAAUUUUCGGUGAAAUAAUUAACAUGCUUCAUUGGUUUGCUGGCAAACAAAUCAGAAAUGUAGCUGCUAUUGGAGGAAACAUAAUGACAGGAAGUCCUAUAUCUGACCUGAAUCCAGUUUUCAUGGCAGCAGGUGUACAGUUAAAUCUCGUUAGCUCGAAAAAUGGAAACAGAGUCGUACCAAUGGACCACACCUUUUUCAAGGGCUACCGACAAAAUAUUGUGUUACCUGAUGAGAUUUUACUUGCUAUUCAGAUACCAUUUACUAAAGAGAAUCAGUAUUUUGUAGCUUAUAAACAAGCAAGAAGACGAGACGAUGAUAUUGCCAUUGUGAACAUGGCGUUAAAUGUAUUUUUCGUACCUCGUACUAACAUUGUGGAAAAAGUAAACUUGGCGUUCGGUGGAAUGGCUCCGACUACAGUUCUGGCAAGGAAAACUUCUGAUAUCAUGAUUGGAAGGAAGUGGGAUCAAACCAUUUUGGAGGAUGUAUAUUCUUCGUUAGUGGAUGAAUUUCCUCUUCCGGACGACGUUCCUGGUGGUAUGGUCAAGUAUCGUAAAACUCUGACUCUAAGUUUGUUCUUCAAGGGAUUUUUACACAUAGCCGAAAAACUUCAGGCACGAUCAGAUUCGCCAUUGUUGCCAAAGGAACUUAGAAGCGCCGCGGAAGGUUUUCACGAUAAAGAACCAAAAAGUUCGCAAUACUAUCAAGUGGUGCCAAAAGUCCAGGAAGCGAAUGAUUUAAUCGGGAGGCCAGUUGUACACGCGAGCGCUUUUAAACAAGCGACUGGAGAAGCGAUUUAUUGCGAUGAUAUACCAAAGUUCACCAAGGAACUUUAUUUGUCUUUUGUCUUAUCUACCAGAGCUCAUGCGAGAAUCUUGAAAAUCGAUGCGACCAAAGCAUUAUCCAUGGAAGGCGUUGUAGCCUUUUACAGCGCGGAGGAUUUAUCCGAGAAACAUCGUUACUAUGGUCCUGUGUUUAUGGACGAAGAAAUCUUCGUAUCGGAGGAGGUCACUAGUCAGGGGCAACCAAUCGGUGCGAUUGUCGCAGUCGAUCAACAUAUUGCACAGAAAGCGGCCAGAAUGGUUGAAAUCGAAUAUGAAAAUAUUGAGCCAGUAAUUAUUACGAUAGAGGACGCAAUUAAACAUCGUUCCUUCUUCACCGAGACUCCAAAACAUAUAAGAAAGGGCAAUCCUGAGGAGGCUUUCUCACAAUCAACGCAUAUUCUGGAAGGAGAAAUUCGAAUUGGGGGACAGGAACAUUUUUACCUUGAAACACAGGCUGUUUUGGCGGUUCCAAGGGAAGAAGAUGAAUUGGAAAUAUUUUGCUCCACGCAGCAUCCCACGGAAAUACAGAAACACGUGGCGCACAUGUUGAACGUUCAUGCCAAUAAGAUUGUGGUAAGAGUGAAAAGAAUAGGUGGUGGUUUUGGUGGGAAGGAAUCACGAGCUUCAGUGGUCGCUCUGCCUGUUGCACUUGCUGCUCAUAGAUUAGGGAGACCAGUACGUUGUAUGCUAGACAGAGAUGAAGAUAUGAUGCUGACUGGAACAAGACAUCCAUUUUUGUUUAAGUAUAAAGUUGGGUUCCAUGACAGUGGCUUGAUCAAAGUUAUGGAAGUUUACAUUUAUAAUAAUGCUGGUUUCUCACGAGAUCUUUCUUUGGCGAUUGUGGAUCGUGCUAUGUUCCAUUGUGAAAAUUCUUAUAAGAUACCAGUAUGCGAUAUCUAUGGUUUCGUGUGUAAAACUAAUUUACCAUCCAAUACCGCGUUCCGUGGUUUUGGAGGUCCACAAGGAAUGUUUGUAGCAGAGACCAUUGCCAGACAUAUUGCAGAAUACUUAAAGAUAGACCCUGUUAAGGUUUCAGAGUUAAAUUUGUAUAAAGAGGGAGACUCGACACAUUAUAAUCAAAAACUUAGUAAUUGUACUUUAAAACGUUGCUGGGAAGAGUGUUUCUUAUCGUCUAAUUAUACUGAAAGACUGGCAAAAAUCCAACAGUAUAACAGACAAAAUAAGUGCAAAAAAAGAGGAUUGGCGAUAGUUCCGACCAAGUUUGGCAUUUCCUUUACUGUACCGUUUUUAAAUCAGUCGGGGGCGCUUGUGCAUGUUUAUACGGAUGGUUCUGUUCUGAUUAGUCACGGUGGUGUCGAGAUGGGACAGGGUUUACAUACAAAAAUGAUACAAGUAGCGAGUAGAGUAUUAAAAAUAAAACCAGAAAUGAUACAUAUCAUGGAGACUGCUACAGACAAAGUACCAAACACGUCUCCAACUGCAGCCAGUGCUGCAUCAGAUCUCAAUGGUAUGGCUGUUUUGAAUGCCUGUGAAAAAAUUAUGAAACGAUUGAAGCCAGUAAUAGAUAAAAAUCCAACCGGAACGUGGAAGGAGUGGGUAUCAGCAGCGUAUUUGGAAAGGAUCAGCCUUUCUUCUACUGGUUUUUAUAAAACGCCAAAUAUAGGAUACUCAUUUGAAACUAAUUCUGGGAAUCCGUUUAAUUACUUCACAUACGGUGUCGCGUGUUCGGAAGUAGAGAUUGACUGUUUGACUGGUGACCAUCAAGUAUUGCGAACAGAUAUUGUAAUGGACUUAGGUGAAAGUCUUAAUCCUGCUAUCGAUAUCGGACAAGUGGAGGGUGGUUUUAUGCAAGGGUAUGGUCUCUUUACUCUUGAAGAAAUGGUGUAUUUGAGGAAUGGUGCCCUUUUUAGUAGAGGACCAGGAGCAUACAAAUUGCCUGGUUUCGCGGAUAUUCCCGAACUAUUUAAUGUGUCCUUAUUGAAAGGAGCUCCAAAUCCCAGAGCUGUUUAUUCGUCCAAGGCUGUUGGGGAACCACCAUUGUUCCUUGCUUCUUCCGUUUUCUUCGCUAUAAGAGAAGCCAUUAAAUCAGCUCGCGAAGAAGUUGGUUUAAACGGUUACUUCAGAUUUGAUUCUCCAGCAACUGCAGCGCGUAUUCGGUUGGCAUGCGUUGAUGAGCUCACAAAGAAGAUUGCAGAGCCGGACUUAAAUUGUCAGUGGAAUAUAGUUCCGUAA
Molecule: messenger RNA, 4208 nt
Organism: Dufourea novaeangliae
Lineage: Eukaryota; Metazoa; Arthropoda; Insecta; Hymenoptera; Halictidae
Gene: ry
Product: xanthine dehydrogenase
Exons: 25
Coding region: 168-4208 (1346 amino acids)
Molecular function (GO): FAD binding; molybdenum ion binding; molybdopterin cofactor binding
Source: RefSeq, a predicted model, not a curated record